Molecule: messenger RNA, 1358 nt
Organism: Elephantulus edwardii (Cape elephant shrew)
Lineage: Eukaryota; Metazoa; Chordata; Mammalia; Macroscelidea; Macroscelididae
Gene: HLF
Product: hepatic leukemia factor
Exons: 4
Coding region: 183-815 (210 amino acids)
Biological process (GO): regulation of transcription by RNA polymerase II
Cellular component (GO): nucleus
Molecular function (GO): RNA polymerase II cis-regulatory region sequence-specific DNA binding; DNA-binding transcription factor activity, RNA polymerase II-specific
Source: RefSeq, a predicted model, not a curated record
CCCCCUGGUCCCGCUUCUUCGGUGCAGGUGGAAGGUGGAACUUGGCAUCCUUUAGUAAAGACAAGGAGAAGAAGCUGGAUGAUGACAGUAACAGCCCGACUGUCCCCCAGUCGGCCUUCCUGGGGCCCACCUUAUGGGACAAAACCCUUCCAUACGAUGGAGAUACUUUUCAGUUGGAAUACAUGGACUUGGAGGAGUUUCUGUCGGAAAAUGGCAUACCCCCCAGCCCAUCUCAGCAUGACCACAGCCCUCACCCGCCAGGGCUGCAGCCGGCUUCCUCCUCAGCCCCUUCCGUCAUGGACCUCAGCAGUCGGGCCUCUGCACCCAUCCACCCGGGCCUCUCCUCCCCUAACUGCAUGCAAAGCCCCAUCAGACCAGGUCAGCUGUUGCCAGCAAACCGCAAUACACCCAGUCCCAUCGAUCCUGACACCAUCCAGGUCCCAGUGGGCUAUGAGCCAGACCCGGCAGAUCUUGCUCUCUCCAGCAUCCCUGGUCAGGAAAUGUUUGAUCCUCGCAAACGCAAGUUCUCCGAGGAAGAACUGAAACCACAGCCCAUGAUUAAGAAAGCUCGCAAAGUCUUCAUCCCCGAUGAUCUGAAGGAUGACAAGUACUGGGCGAGGCGCAGAAAGAACAACAUGGCAGCCAAGCGCUCCCGCGAUGCCCGGCGGCUGAAGGAGAACCAGAUCGCCAUCCGGGCGUCGUUCCUCGAGAAGGAGAACUCGGCCCUGCGCCAGGAGGUGGCCGACUUGCGGAAGGAGCUGGGCAAAUGCAAGAACAUACUUGCCAAGUACGAGGCCAGGCACGGGCCCCUGUAGGAGAUGGCAUUCUUGCGGGCUGGCGUUUGACUAGAUGGACAGCUUGUUUCCUGUCUGAUAGCACCACACCCAAACCAACCUUUCUGUCAUCAGCACUUUACCAGAGGCACAGACACAACUGACUCACAUUUCGGUGUGCAUCUCCGUGCGUGCGUGUGUAUGUGCUUGUGCUCAUGUGUGUGCGUUUGUGUUGUCAGCCGUGUGUGCGUGCGCGUGUGUGCGUGCACUCCUUUGCACUUGCCAUUUGAAGAAGCCCUCUCUCCAUCUUUUUGUUCCAAAAGAGAAAGGUGCCAUGUUUCUACUGGACUGGGGAGACCCCUCGUGGGCCUCCCUCCCUUGUUCCCUUCUCCUCUCCUCCCUUUGCAAAGUUAGCUUCUGUUCUCUUGCAGGACCCACACCUUGGAAUUUAAUGGCAAGGGCCAUCGUAAAGCUCAGUUUUCAAGCAAGAGUCCACACUCUUGUUUAUGUUUAAUCUGUUAAGUUACCAUGCUAAGAAGGUGCAUAAAAAUAACUUAGCACUACAGUGCAGCUGUAUUAAUUUAU